Paramecium sonneborni is the source of this 1726-nucleotide messenger RNA. The record is from the annotation of a GenBank genome assembly. Lineage: Eukaryota; Ciliophora; Oligohymenophorea; Peniculida; Parameciidae.
AUGAAAAAAAUUGAUAAUUAUAAAUAUGACAAUAAAGACUAUUUAGGCAAAGGGUCUUUUGGGAAAGUAUAUAAAGGGAUUAUGAUAGAUAGAAAUAAAGAAGUUGCAAUAAAAAGUAUAAAUAUUUGAUAAUAUAGUAAUGAAUAUGUCAUAGUUUCAAGACAAAUCUAUGCUUAUAUCUUUAGAAACUGAAAUAACAGUAAUGAAAUAAUUUAGACAUGAACAUAUUGUAGAAUUAAUAGAUGUUUUCGGUGAUGACAAAUACACAUAUAUGAUAAUAGAAUUAUGUGAUGGAGAUUUGAGAAAAUAUAUUAAAUAGAAAGGAGGAGUUCUUUAAGAAGCAGAAGCAUUGGGAGUUUUAAGAUAAUUUAUGUCUGGAUGUUAGGAAAUGAUAAAAAAAGGUUAUAUACAUAGAGAUAUAAAACCAGAGAAUGUUCUUUAUAAAGAUAAUUGUUUUAAGAUAGCAGAUUUUGGAUUUGCAACAAAAGCUGAUACUAGCAGCAAUGUUAAGAUUUUUAGAUAAUCUGUAGGAACACCUUUAUAUAUGGCUCCAUAACUUUUAGAGAGACAUUCUUAUACAGCUAAAAGCGAUAUAUGGUCAAUUGGAAUUAUGGCAUAUGAAAUGGUUUAUGGUAAAUAACCUUGGCCAUGUAGAGAUAUUCCUUCAUAUGCGUUAAAUAUCAAAAUAUAACCAUUAAAAUUUCCUGUUGAUAUUAGAGUCUCCGAUGAAUAUUAAGAUUUCAUUAAAUAAUGUCUAAAAAAAGAAGAAAAAGAUAGAAUAUCAUGGGAAAAUCUUUUUAAUCAUGUAAUUCUAAAUUAAAUUGAAAGAAAUUAUGUAAUUAAAAUAAAUUCAUUAUUAGAAUUUAGAAAAUCGUCUAGAUUAAGAAUGUUAAAGAAUAUUAGCUUAAAUUUAAAAAAUAGUAUAAAAUAAAGGUUUAGAUGUUUUUGAUUAAUUUUAAAAAUAUGAUUAAGAUUCAGGGGGAUCAUUAGAUUUUUAAGAAUUCUUCUCAUUUUUAAUUUAAUUAGAUCCAAGAUUAACAGGAAAGGAAAUUAAAUUGUUAUUUGAUAAAAUGGAUAUAAAUUAAGAUAAAUCAAUAGGAUAUGAAGAAUUUAAAAGAUUCUUUUUUGAUUAUGAUUAUGUAAAGGAAGAUUUUGCUGAAAGAAUUAUUAUAGAUUUAAGAGAAAUAAUUAGAGCAAAUAAAUUAAAAGUUGAAGAAAUAUUUUAAAAAUAUGAUAAAGAUUAAAUGGGUGAUUUAGAUUUUGAAGAAUUUAGUUUAAUGAUUAAAGAAAUAGCAAAAGAUAUAAAAGAAGAAGAUAUUCAAGCAGUAUAAUAUUAUUUAAUAAUAAUAGAUUUUUGAUAAAUUUGAUACUAAUAAUGAUCGUAAUAUAAAUAUAGAUGAAUUUAAAGAUAAAUUGAUUGUAAAAAAUGAUUAUUAGAAAAAUAAAAUAAAAGAUGACUUAAUUUAAGUAAGAUUAAAUAAUAAAAUAGAAUUUUAUAAAAGAAUUAAGAAGAAUAGUAUUUGAAAAUAAAGUUGAAGUCGAGUUAAUUUUUAAGAACUUCGCAAAAAGUAUGAGAGAAGAGAUGAAUUAAAUAGAAUUUUCAAAAUUAUGUUCAGUUAUUGAUAGAAGAUUGAAACCUUAUGAGAGAGAAUAAAUAUUUAAAUAUCUGAACUUAAAUGAUCGUGAUGGAAUUACAUUUGAUGAGUUUUCUCAAAUUUUUAAGUGA